Molecule: messenger RNA, 402 nt
Organism: Bipolaris oryzae ATCC 44560
Lineage: Eukaryota; Fungi; Ascomycota; Dothideomycetes; Pleosporales; Pleosporaceae
Exons: 2
Coding region: 1-402 (133 amino acids)
Source: RefSeq, a predicted model, not a curated record
AUGCCUGCACGCGCCUGGCAAGCCCCUCCCACUUCCAAUCCCGCUCUUCUUGUAAAUAAUUCCAGUCAGAUACCCGUUGCAUCACCUUUACUUGGGUCGCCAUGGUCAAGACAGGAUGCACUGACCCUUGCUGGCGUAUGCAUAGCCAUCAUCGCUACGUUGAUCGCACUUGUUGGCGUCAUGUUUCCACCACUUAAAUUGCGGAAGUGGCUGUGCAGACCGUUUCAUUGGAUCACACGACGGCUGCGGCCCAGUAAGUCAAAAUCUCUCCUACCCCUGUCGUCAUCAUCCCGUCAACCAAUGGUCAUCGAGAACUGGAAAAACACAGAUGAGAGAGCGGCCCGCCAACGAUUGCAGGAUCAUUACAAUGAGUCGCUGAGGGUGAGACGUGGGGGAUUCUGA